This is a messenger RNA of Coniosporium apollinis CBS 100218, 1035 nucleotides long. RefSeq lists its product as uncharacterized. Gene Ontology annotation, molecular function: RNA binding. Lineage: Eukaryota; Fungi; Ascomycota; Dothideomycetes. The record is from RefSeq and is a predicted model, not a curated record. The transcript has 3 exons. Bases 1 to 1035 code for a protein of 344 amino acids.
AUGAUGUAUCUUCUUCGCCGCCCCGCGCUCAAGGCGCUCUCCUCGUCAUCCACAUCCUUCGUCUCCAAGCCGCGGUCAAUCACCACACUCACCUCUUCCACGCUUCGACCACGGCAGCAGUGGAUUGCUUGCCCCCUCCAGAGGAGAUUCGCGAGUGACGAAGCGGCGAGACCAUCCGAAGCUACCGUGACGGACGAGACAGUAACCGAGUCGCCUUCAAAGCCAGAGGCGGAGGCAAUUGCAGAGCAUGGCUCUCGUACGGCAUCGGAAGCGCCCGCUCAGGCAGCAGAGACUUCUGAAGGAAAGUCAUCGAUGACUGAUACCAUUUCAUCCGCCGCUCAGACGAUGAAAGAGAGGGCGACGGAGACCGUCGAGUCUGUUGCGCAGUCGGCCACGGGCGCAGCUUAUGCGGCGACUGGAGGUCUGAGGAGUGAUCAGCGCUCAGCAAACAAAAGCCAGGGAGUGCACGUCCCCGAGUCUGCCAAGGUUCUUUACGUAGGGAACUUGUUCUUUGAGGUAUCGGAAGAGCAGCUGGAGCGGGAGUUUUCCCGCUUCGGAGCAGUGGUCAAGACCAGGAUCAUCUACGACAAUAGGGGUCUUAGCAAGGGCUUCGGUUAUGUCGAGUUCGAGAGCGAGCAAGAUGCAGGCCGCGCCAUCGAGCAGAUGAACCAGCAAGUUUUCGAAGGCCGCCGCAUGACUGUCCAAUACCACAAGAAGAGGGAACAGACGAGACUGGACGUCCCGAGGCAACAGGCUGAACCCAGCAAGACCCUCUUCAUCGGCAACAUGUCAUUUGAGAUGUCUGACAAGGAUCUGAACAACCUCUUCCGCGACAUCAGGAACGUGCUGGAUGUCAGAGUCGCAAUCGACAGGCGGACAGGCCAACCCAGAGGCUUCGCCCACGCUGACUUCAUCGACGUGCAGAGCGCGCAAAAGGCAAUGGAGGUGCUCAGGAACAAGGAGAUCUAUGGCAGGAAGCUGAGGGUGGACUUCUCACACUCGUCUUCUCAGACACGACAGCAGCCCUCGAGCUAA